This is a messenger RNA of Colias croceus (clouded yellow), 2214 nucleotides long. RefSeq names its product protein adenylyltransferase SelO, mitochondrial-like. Lineage: Eukaryota; Metazoa; Arthropoda; Insecta; Lepidoptera; Pieridae. The record is from RefSeq and is a predicted model, not a curated record. The coding region runs from base 133 to 1782 and encodes 549 amino acids. The transcript has 12 exons.
CAUAAGUUUAUGAAAUAUUUUAAACUGUGCAGAAUUCAGAAAAUAUCUACCUGCAUAUUAUUAAUUUAAAAUUUAAAAUUAUUCGUGUUCAGGACAUUUAAAAGUUAUUACAAAUCAAGUUUAUUCAAAUAUAUGAAGCGCGGCUUUAGUACUUUCCAUGCCUUACUACAUAACCCAAGGGAAAUGAUGUUAGGCACUAAACUAAUAAACGAUUUUAAAGACUUUAAAUUUAAAAGUCCUCCAAGCUACGCUGAACUCCCAAUUAAUGAGAAUCCUGAGUAUAAUGUACCAGUGGCGGUAAAUCAUGCAAUUUUCUCAAAGGUACCUACAGAACCAUUGACAGGCAAGCUACAUUUAGUGUGUGUGUCUGAAGACGCACUAAUAGAUGUGCUGGAUUUGGAUCCUAAAGUGUCUGAAAGUGAGGAGUUCAUACAUUUUGUGAGCGGCAAAUAUCUGCCAGAAGGUGGACUUAGCGUAUCUCAUAGGUAUGGCGGAUAUCAAUUUGGUUAUUGGGCAGAUCAACUUGGUGAUGGUAGAGCACAUAUUUUGGGAGAAUAUGUGAACAGAAAGGGUGAAACCUGGCAACCCCAGCUCAAAGGUUCCGGUGAGACUCCAUACUCUCGCUUCGGCGAUGGACGAGCGGUAUUACGCUCGUCGAUUCGCGAAAUGAUCGCGAGCGAAGCGUGCUACUACCUGGGGAUACCGACCACGAGGGCUGGAGCGCUGGUAGUGAGCGACGACCACAAAGUGUGGCGCGACAAAACGUACAGUGGUAUGGCUAGACAGGAACGAGCUGCGAUAGUCGUGCGACUGUCGCCCGCGUGGUACAGGAUUGGCUCCUUCGAGAUACUGUAUAAGAGACGCGAGCCUGAAUUGGCGGCAAAAUUGGCUGAUUUUAUUAUUAAGCAUCAUUUCCCGGAAAUAAGCCUUGAUGAUGAGGAUAGAUAUGUCAAAUUAUAUUCAGAAGUUGCUCAUCGGAAUUUGGAUAUGGUAGCGACAUGGCAAGGUAUAGGAUUUACGCACGGUGUAUUAAAUACAGAUAACAUAAGCCUCCUUGGCUUGACCAUAGACUACGGACCGUAUGGUUUCAUAGACCAUUAUUAUGAUCAUUAUGUGCCAAAUUCUUCUGAUGAUAUGGGACGAUAUGCUUAUAAGAUGCAGCCUGAGAUUUUGCUAUGGAAUUUGGAUAAGUUCGCCGAAGCGUUGGUGCUUAUAUUAAAAGUGGAACAGAUAGCGAAAAUACGGGCAAUACAGGCGACGUUGGAUGAAUAUGUGGAAGAUAAAAUUAGAAAUACAUUCAACCUAAAACUCGGUCUUGAAAAUUACAAAGAUGGCGACGAAAAAUUAGUAAAAGAUUUGUUAAGUUUGAUGCAAAGCACUAUGGCGGAUUUUACAGCUACCUUCCGGCAAUUGGCUGAAAUAAAUUUAGAUCAGCUGUGUGAUGAAGAAAUAUUAAAAAAUCACUGGUCAUUGAUCAAAUUGUGUAAAGCAAAGGGAUGGGACGAGUGGGUGAAGAGGUAUAGAGAACGGAUUGACACUGAAAAUGUUACUGAUGAGAAACGUAAAGAGCGAAUGCUAAAAGUGAACCCCCUGUAUGUGCCGAGGAAUUGGAUACUACAAGAGGCCAUUGCUGACGCUGAGAAAAAUGAUUUUAAAAAGGUACGCCAUCUGUUGGAAGUGUUCAAGAAACCCUUUGAAGUGAACGAAGAAGCAGAGAAACUUGGUUAUUCCUCUCAACCGCCGAGCUGGUCUUAUGGAUUGAAAUUAAGUUGUUCUAGUUAACUUAUUAUUUCUUUAUAUUUAUGUUUGAGUUUAUAAAUACUUUAUUUGCUUAAUAUAAUAAUUACUUAUUCCUCUAUAAAGUUUAUUCAAUAGAAAUUAACUUUAAAAUUUUCUCAUUAUAUUGUUUCAUUUCAUAAUAGAUAAUUCAAUAGUUUUUUGUAUAGUCUGUAUUACGAUAGAAGAAUAAAAAAGUAAGAGAAGUCUUAAUAAUCUAUGCUCAGUAUAGAUUGAAGAUUCAAAAUAGGUAGUGGUUAUUUUUUUUAAUAUUCUUAAAUUUGCAGUUUGUUUAUUUCUUGGUGAAUUAUUUUUGUGUUUGUUGUAAUAGUAUAAGAUUGUCAUAAAAGAGAAAAAAGUGUAUUCUCAAAAUGUCGUUGUAGUUUUUUUUAGGUAUUAUUAAUUAAGUAGUAAGUAUUGAAUAUUGUUUGUUGUAAA